AUGGUAAAGAAAUUAUCACCGGCACUGAAAGGUUCUAAAUCUAAAAAGAGUAAGUCUUUUCCUAAAAAGAGUAAGUCUGCAACUAAAAAGAGUAAGUCUGCUUCUAAAAAGAGUAAAUCUACUUCUAAAAAAGGUAAAUCUACUUCUAAAAAGGGAACAAGAGGAAAUAAGUCCGUCAAGACAGCGAGUCCAAUUGUGGCAUCAUCACCUUUACCACCUUCUCCAUCUUCAAGUGUCGUCGUCACGCAGACAAGUGCAGCCACCGAUAAGGGCGGUGUGAAACGGCAAAGGUUAUUGCAAAAAGGCCGUGGUGUCGUCGAUCCAUUUUCGGGGAAAGCUGAUUCAUGUCAUGUAUACGAAAAUGGUGAAGAUUUGUACCAGUGUACUUUGAAUCAGACCAAUAUUUCCUCAAAUAACAACAAGUAUUACAUAUUACAACUUUUGGAGCCAGAUCAUGGGGGACCGUACUACGUCUUCACCCGCUGGGGACGUGUGGGUAUUAGUGGUCAGAACAAGACUGAAUGUUUUUCUAACGUUCAAGAUGCGGUGAGGUCGUAUUGCAAGAAAUUUUACGAAAAGACUCGUAAUUGUUGGAGUAAUCGUGCAAAUUUUAAGAAGGUAGAAGGACAAUACUACCUCAUGGAUAUUGACUAUGGCGCGGAGGAAGUGGAAAAAAAGGAUUCUGCACAAGUUAAAAAAAAGAAGAAAAUGGAAAAGAAGGAGGUGGUGGAAUCUGCACUACCAAAGGAAUUACAGUACCUUAUGCGACUUAUUGGAAACAAGGACAACAUGACACAAACGAUGAGGGAGUUGGAUAUUAACACAGACCAAAUGCCACUAGGAAAGAUAUCAAAGCCACAGAUCCUACGUGCAUAUGAGGUACUUAAAGGAUUGGAGAAGGAGUUGAAAAAACCUCGACCGAAACUAGAAGAAAUGUCAGGUCAGUUCUACACACUGAUUCCGCAUGUUUUUGGGAAUCGUAAACCACCUGUUAUUGAUUCUAUGAGUAUGCUGCGAAAGAAAAUGGAGAUGUUAGAGACAUUGGGCGAGUUGGAGAUUGCGGCGACUCUCCUCGAAACAAAUGAAACAGAAGGAAUGCAUCCACUUGACAGUGCGUACAAGAGCUUGAAUUGCGAGAUUCGUCCGUUACCGCAGAGCGAUCCUGCUUUCAAGCGUAUUGUUGAAUACGCGAGCAACACACAGGGACUCACUCACAAUUCCUAUACACUUGAGGUUACGAAUGUAUUUACAGUUAAACGAGAGGGUGAGGAGAAGCGAUUCAAGUCAUUUAAAAAACUCGGAAACCGACAGAUGUUAUGGCAUGGAUCACGUGUUACUAAUUUUAUGGGUAUUCUCUCACAGGGAUUGCGCAUCGCCCCACCUGAGGCCCCAAGCACAGGUUAUAUGUUUGGAAAAGGUAUUUACCUGGCUGACGUGUGUUCCAAGUCGGCCAACUAUUGCUAUCCAGCGAAAGACACAAAAACUGGGCUAAUGCUACUUUGUGAAGCGGCACUUGGGAAACAGGAAGAACUUUACAGUGCACAAUAUAUGGAGAAACCGGUAUCAGGGAAAAAUGCAACAAAAGGUGUCGGUCGUAUGUAUCCAGAUCCUGCAGGUGCGGAGGUUGUGGACGGCAUACUAUGGCCGAAAGGUAAAUUAAUAGUGAAUGACGAAAUUAAAACUCAUCUUAUAUACCCUGAACAUAUUAUUUAUGAUGUUGGUCAGUGUACAUUGAGGUACUUGGUUAUGGUAAAGUUCUGUUACAAGUAA
Trypanosoma theileri is the source of this 1770-nucleotide messenger RNA. Its product is annotated as poly(ADP-ribose) polymerase. The coding region runs from base 1 to 1770 and encodes 589 amino acids. The transcript has a single exon. Gene Ontology annotation, molecular function: NAD+ poly-ADP-ribosyltransferase activity. NCBI's taxonomy places the organism in Eukaryota, Euglenozoa, Kinetoplastea, Trypanosomatida, Trypanosomatidae. The record is from RefSeq and is a predicted model, not a curated record.